GUACAUAGAUAUGUGAGUAUAAGUACACAGAGUGAGGAGAUGGACCCCCUGCUGCUGCUGCUGCUGCUGGGCUCAGGACUCCAGGCUGAAGGAGCAAUCAAACCACCAGAGCCUGUCAGGCUGGUGGGAGGAUCCAGUCGCUGUGCAGGAGACCUGGAGCUGAAAUAUCGGGGAAUAUGGAGACAAGUGCAUUAUCCUGUUGAGCACCGGACCCUGAAGGCAGCACAAGUUGCCUGCACAGAUCUCGACUGUGGCUCUGCUGUUUCUCUCAGACACAGAAGGGAGUCCUCAGAGAGACUAGUGUGAGGGAUCAGUCCUGACUGUCUUUAUUCUGGAUCUGCUCUGAGGGAGUGUGCAGCAACAGAUUCCUCUUCUGCCUUCCUGAAUCUCACCU
Trematomus bernacchii (emerald rockcod) is the source of this 394-nucleotide messenger RNA. RefSeq names its product putative DMBT1-like protein. The transcript is spliced from 3 exons. Gene Ontology annotation, cellular component: membrane. The coding region runs from base 40 to 306 and encodes 88 amino acids. NCBI's taxonomy places the organism in Eukaryota, Metazoa, Chordata, Actinopteri, Perciformes, Nototheniidae. The record is from RefSeq and is a predicted model, not a curated record.